This is a messenger RNA of Verticillium alfalfae VaMs.102, 2529 nucleotides long. Its product is annotated as phosphatidylinositol N-acetylglucosaminyltransferase subunit GPI1. Gene Ontology annotation, cellular component: membrane; endoplasmic reticulum. The transcript is spliced from 8 exons. NCBI's taxonomy places the organism in Eukaryota, Fungi, Ascomycota, Sordariomycetes, Glomerellales, Plectosphaerellaceae. The record is from RefSeq and is a predicted model, not a curated record. Gene Ontology annotation, biological process: GPI anchor biosynthetic process. Bases 1 to 2529 code for a protein of 842 amino acids.
AUGCACCCCCUCUCGGUCGUCAGCUUUGCCAUCUUCGUAGCCGGCUACAUCACCGCUCGAUGGGACCUCGUUACGCGCCUCUAUGAGCUUGCCAUCUUUGCCUGGGACCACGGAGUCGUUCAACGCGCCGCCAAAGGGUUCGCUCUCUUGACGCUCCUUUACUGCUUCAUCUUCAUACCCGUGGAACGUCUUGCGACGAGAGAAGCUACUCUGGCGGGGUUCUUUCUGAUCGCGCUGCGCGAACUCGCGACUGUCAUGCAAGGAAGCGAUGGCUUGAUGAGGAUAUUUUGGCCCACAGACAUCCAGAGGUCAGAGCUGCCGGGCGUCGUUGUGGGUUGGCGCAACUCCCCUCUGGAUGUCUUUGUCGUUGCGGUGCUGGACCACGUCGACCCGGGCCAUGUCGAGUUCGCCUUCAAGGUCGGAACGCUGUUCCGCAACUCCCCUCAUCCCGUCAGCCAUAUCUACGAACGGUGCGGACAUGCCUCGAUGCAUGUACUGGGACUGACGAAUGCUGGCGAUGAUGUUGUGCUGGACCCCUUCCUCAUCUCAGCCGUGACAGCAAGUGGCUGGAGGGUGCCGCAGAUCACAUGCGCCAAGGCUACGAGCAUCCAGAUCAUUCUCUACGACCGACCUCUGCCCAGCAAGAUGCAGUACAUAUCUUUGCGACCGAUAUCGCUUGCUCUCGGGGACAACGCGCCAAGUGCCGAAGAAGUCGAGAGCGAAUUGGAGCACGAGCGCCUGGAGAACCGGCAAAAGGAGCAGAAGCGCAAGCUCGUCGAGAAGCUGAAGCAACACAUCAUAGUCAAGCGCUCGCCAUCGUUGAAGGAGAAGGCAUUGCCCAAGAUCAUCAGUCAGGUCAAUUGGGCUUACGAGCUUGAGCGCCUUCUUCAGAAGAACGUUUCACGCAUAGGAACCCGCCCUAAGCGAGCGCUCAGUGUGUCGGAGCGUGUGGCAGAGCACGCGGAGACGAUGAGGAACUACGUGUGGGAUCUCGUCGUGCUGUACCUGUUUCCUGUCAUCCAAUGGGGAUUCGUGUACAUGCUGAUGGGGCAUCGAGCCGUCGCCGAGGUGCUGCUGCGUAUCCUUGAGUGGCGUGCGCGACCUCACUACGCGGCCCUCAAGGACAUAUCGGCAACUGCGCAGCAAGUUGAGAUCCGGUUACAACAGUUUUGUUAUUGGCCGAUACAGUACAGGACACUUCGGCAGCGCAAGGACAACUGGGAGAGCAUCACCACAAGCCACCCGGACUACAUACGCUUCUACAAUAGCCUUUGGCUGGUCGCAAACGAUGUCAUCAUUGGCAUCGCCCUGGGUUCCUACAUCAUCGACAACGGAGAGUGGGUCGCAGGUACGAUCGCGCAGUUGCUGCAGACGUACACCGUCGAGGCCUUGCGGAGAAGCAUCUCGUGGCUCAUGGGUUACCCGGCUGGCCUGAAGCUCAACCGUGAGCUGGCUUUGUUCCUUGGCGACCUGUUUCUCUGGGUCAUUGAGUAUUGGUCAGGGUGUAUUGUUAUUACCCAGAAGAUGCUUCCACAUGUCGUGUGGUUUGUUGGCUUCUCCAGUUUCGCCGGGGCGAGCAUGCCAAUCGCUGUGGUGUCCGACCUCCUUUCGCUUCUGACUGUCCACAUACACUGUUUCUACAUGGCGUCCGCACGCAUUUUCCACUGGCAGCUGACCAUCCUCAUCUCGCUUUUCCAUCUCUUCAGGGGCAAGAAACACAACAUCCUCCGAAAUCGUAUCGAUUCUUGCGACUACGACCUCGACCAGCUGCUCGUCGGCACCAUCCUUUUUACCGUCCUCUUCUUUCUCCUGCCGACCGUUGUCGUGUUCUACCUCAACUUUGCCGUGGCUCGCAUGGUCAUCAUCAGCUUGAAAGCGGUCCUCGACACUCUCCUAUCCUGCCUAAACCAUUUCCCUCUCUUUGCUCUCAUGCUGCGGGUCAAGGACCCUGGACGCCUGCCCGUGCACAAGCCCAUACCCCUCACCUUCGGCGCCAUGUUCCACCAGUAUUUCCAAAUGGGCAAUCGCAUCCGCAAGCACUAUCUCUCGCCGCGCGUGCUCUUCUCCCUCCUCACAGGCCAAUUCGUCCCGCCCAUUAAUCGUAGAAACCUGUAUAGCUUGCAGUACAGCAUGCUGCCGAAUCAACGCCCAACCAUUCGUGAGAUGUGGAACGCCGUCACAGCACCAUCACCAGGUGCUAAGAAACCGUUGCCCUUCAUCGUCAACGGGCGGCGAACCUGCAUGCUUCUCCUCCCCGCGUCCUCCAUCUUGGUCUUCACGUCGUUGAUCAUGCGCACUUCCUCACCCUCGCUCAGCACCAUGUUCUUCCGCCACGCCAGGCGCGCCCACAUCCGCCGCCACGAGGGCCUGCGUGCCGAUGCCUGGAUCCAGCCUGCGUCGCGCGCACCCCGGGCGCCGGGAUCCUCCGUCCCCGGCUCGGCCGCCCCGUUCCACAGCCCGAAGAGGAGGCCGUCGCAGACCGCAACCUGCGCCUGCUCCGGCGCCAGCGUCAGUGGUUCUGCGCCGUAG